Messenger RNA from Elaeis guineensis (African oil palm), 1239 nucleotides. Its product is annotated as stem-specific protein TSJT1. NCBI's taxonomy places the organism in Eukaryota, Viridiplantae, Streptophyta, Magnoliopsida, Arecales, Arecaceae. The record is from RefSeq and is a predicted model, not a curated record.
CUGCAUCGAGAGCUGUAUCGGAUCUGUUUGAGCGGCAUACCAAAGCAGUAAUUUCGUCCAAGAACUCAGGGUAUUUUCAGAACUCUUGGUCUUUAUAUCCAGCUUCGACCCGCUGCUUCCAUUGCAAGAACGUCGUGUGAUCGGAGGAAGGAGAGAGAAAGGGUGAGAUCGAGCGAUCGAGUAGUGGUGCAUUGGAUCAGAUCGGACGGAAAAGAUGCUGGCGGUGUUCGAUCGGGCAGUGGCGAAGAGCCCGGAGGGGCUGCGGAGCCAGGCGGCCGCGGCGGAGGAGGGUGGCGGAGGGGUGGGCCCUUUAGUGGAGCAUUUCGCGGCGGCACACGAGGGGGCGGUGACUAUAAAACUCGGCUCCUCCGUCGGCGCGUUGGCCUUCUCCGUCGAGAUGCAGAACCCCUUCCUCCCGAGAUUGUUUUGUGCUAUGGAUGAUAUAUUUUGCUUGUUCCAAGGACAUAUUGAGAACAUUACUCUUUUGAAGCAACAGUAUGGACUGGGUAAGACUGCCAAUGAAGCAAUCAUUGUAAUAGAAGCCUACAGAACAUUGAGAGACAGAGGACCUUUCCCUGCAAGCCAGGUUGUGAGAGAUCUCAAUGGGAAAUUUGCAUUUGUUCUGUUCGAUAGCUCAUCAAAAUCUACUUUCAUAGCCGCUGAUGCUGAUGGAAGUGUGCCUUUCUUUUGGGGUGCUGAUUCUGAAGAUCAUCUUGUACUGUCUGAUGAUGUGGAGGUUGUUAAGAAAGGCUGUGGGAAGUCAUAUGCUCCAUUUCCGAAAGGUUGUUUCUUUACAACAUCUGGGGGAUUGCAGAGCUUCGAAUAUCCUAUGAAUGAGGUAAAGGCAAUGCCAAGGGUUGAUAGCCAAGGUCAACUCUGUGGGGCUACUUUCAAAGUGGAUGUUGAAGCUAAGAAGGAGACUGCAAUGCCUAGGGUUGGCAGUGCUGCAAAUUGGUCUUCUCACUAUUAAUUCUGUGAAUCUCAAAGCAGGGCCUUCUAUCUUUUUAUUUUAAGCCCUCGGUACAUUGAUCCAUUUUUUAGACAUUUAUCUCCAGUCUCCACUGGUUGACCCCGCAUCCUUUACGAAUUGCUUAUGCUUAACUCAGAAGACUUCUUAUUGCAUGAAAACUGUCAUGGUCGACUUAUGGAUCCUUGCGAGCAUAUGUAUUACCUGUAGUUGCCAAAGAGAUCCAUCUGGGAAAUAAAAUUGCAUCCUUACCUGUUUGUAUCAGUGGUAUA